CAUUAGUAAAUAUCAUCAUCACUACACGAGCAUGACCAUGGCUGUUAAUACAAGAACAAUAUUAAUUUUAAUAGUGGUGGUUUUUGUUGGGUUCUUGUUUGACGGUGUCUUCUCUUAUGAACGUCCUCCUCCUCGUCAAAAUAUUGUUGUCGCCCACCCAUCCGAUUCUGAUUCUACUUCUCCUCAACAGGUACAUAUAUCUCUGGUGGGUGAAGACAGAAUGAGAAUAUCAUGGAUAACUGAUGGCCCAACACCUGCAACUGUGGACUACGGCACAUCUCCAGGGGUUUAUGGAAAUUCAGCCACCGGCUCUACCUCUUCUUAUCGCUAUUUAUUAUAUAAAUCAGGAGAAAUUCACGACGUCGUCAUCGGUCCUCUAAAACCGGACACCGUUUACUACUACCGCUGCGGCUCAAAUCCUGGCCAUGAAUACACCUUCAAAACUCCCCCUGCCCAUCUUCCCCUCAAAUUCGCAGUUUCAGGCGAUCUUGGGCAAACAGAAUGGACAAAGUCUACUCUGGAACACAUAGAAAAAUCCAACUAUGAUGUGUUAAUACUUCCGGGAGACUUAUCGUAUGCGGACACGGUUCAGUCGCUGUGGGACUCAUUUGGGCGUUUAGUGGAGCCAUUGGCGAGUCAAAGGCCGUGGAUGGUGACACAAGGCAAUCACGAAAUGGAGAAAUUCCCUGUCGUCCACUCUACUCCCUUCACCUCCUACAACGCCAGGUGGCGAAUGCCCUUUGAACAAUCUGCCUCUUCUUCUAAUCUUUACUACUCCUUCAAUGUCGCCGGCGGUGCUGUUCACGUCGUCGUUUUGGGUUCAUACACUGACUUUGGUCCUGACUCGGAUCAGUACAAGUGGGUACUGGCUGAUCUAGCCAAAGUUGAUAGAGCCAAAACUCCAUGGCUCCCUCUGGUUAUUCAUGCACCCUGGUAUAACUCUAAUACUGCUCAUCAAGGAGAAUCUGAAUCUGUUGAUAUGAAGCGGGUCAUGGAAGAUUUGGUGUAUAAGGCUGGAGUUGAUGUCGUAUUUGCCGGCCAUGUUCAUGCGUACGAGAGAUUUACUCGUGUAUACAAAGACAAAGCUGAUAAUUGCGGUCCAGUGCAUAUUACCAUUGGAGACGGCGGUAACCGCGAAGGCCUUGCUACAAAGUAUAUGGAGCCAAAGCCGGAGAUAUCAAUGUUCAGAGAAGCAAGUUUUGGACAUGGGGAAUUUGAGGUGGUGAAUGCAACGCAUGCGCUCUGGACGUGGCACAGGAACGACGAUGAUGAAUCGGUGUUGUCCGACUCGGUGUGGCUGACAAGUCUUUCAUCUGACCCUGCUUGUAAAAAAUAA
This is a messenger RNA of Carica papaya (papaya), 1336 nucleotides long. RefSeq names its product putative purple acid phosphatase 20. NCBI's taxonomy places the organism in Eukaryota, Viridiplantae, Streptophyta, Magnoliopsida, Brassicales, Caricaceae. The record is from RefSeq and is a predicted model, not a curated record. Gene Ontology annotation, molecular function: acid phosphatase activity; metal ion binding.